This is a messenger RNA of Lactuca saligna, 931 nucleotides long. NCBI's taxonomy places the organism in Eukaryota, Viridiplantae, Streptophyta, Magnoliopsida, Asterales, Asteraceae. The record is from the annotation of a GenBank genome assembly.
CAAUCACUCUCACUUUUCUCAUAUAAUAUAGUUUUCUGUCGGUGAUUGAGAGAAGGGAUAGAACAAAUUUAAACAGAAAACAAACCAUUUUCUUCUCAAUUUGCUUCUGCUUUCCCACUCAUCUUCAGUUCCACUGUUACCCAUAUAUACAUAUACACACCUCUAUUGUAUAUAUAUAGAAAAAGUGUGUGUGUGUGUGUGUGAGGGAGAGAGAGAGAGAAAUAGAGAUAGAGGGAGGUAGAUGGCAUUGAAUAGAGCUGGAUCGUGUAAUCCGGCCGUCGUGAAGAUCGGAAUUACUUUCUUGGGGCUGUGUUUGGUGGGUUAUCUACUCGGUCCACCUUUAUACUGGCAUGUUCUUGAAGGGUUAGCCGCCGUACGCCGCUCAUCCUCCGCCGCUUCCUGCCCUCCCUGCAAUUGCGACUGCGAUUCUCAGCCGCUCCUCUCCAUUCCUCAAGCAUUAAGCAAUGGUUCAUUCACAGAUUGUGCAAAACAUGACCCUGAAGUAACGGGAGAAACAGAGAAGAAUUUCUCAGAGCUUCUAUCAGAAGAACUAAAGCUUCGUGAAGCUGAAUCUUUAGAAAGUCAACAACGUGCUGACAUGGCACUUCUUGAAGCCAAAAAGCUAACAUCACAGUAUCAGAAAGAAGCUGAUAAGUGUAAUUCAGGAAUGGAAACUUGUGAAGAAGCGCGUGAAAAAGCCGAAUUGGCUUUAUUAUCACAAAAACAACAAACUGAAAUGUGGGAAUUAAGAGCUCGACAAAAAGGGUGGAAGGAAAGCAGCAAUGCAAGGUUAUCGGUGGUGGUGAGGAAAGAAGGUUGGGGGUUGAUGGCAAUGUUUGUGGUGGUGGUGAUUGUUAAUAGCAGUGGUCAACGACAUGGUGGCUGCGGCGACUACUAUGACGAGAAACAUGGACCGACUGAGUUGAGUUAA